AGCUGAAUGGCCAGGCCCCCACCAGGAACCUCUCUGGAUUUCAUUGCGGCCAGCGGGGAGGUGAAUGUGAAAGGGAGAGGGGGAAGGUGCGGUGUGAGGGCUCAGUCUGCCUAGCCGCUGCGUUCUCCCCAGGCAUGGGUUCCACAGCAGCCCUGCCCUGCCUGAUGCUGCUUUGCCUCCUGCACCUCGUAGCUGGAGCAUCUGCACAGCCGAGAUACCUGGUGCUCUUCCCCUACGUGAUCUACUACCCACACGGGGGCAAGGUGCACAUCCACCUCAUGGACCUGGAUGGGCCCGUGCGGGUCACCCUCCACCUGGCGAGCAGCCAUGGCGUCCCUAAUGUCACCCUGGAGGAGACGGGCGACAAGAUCCUCCAGCUGGACUGGCCCCUCUUCCCCAACAUUUCUACCCCCACAGAGGAGGUGGCGUACCUGCAUGUGUCCAUCCAGGGAGGUUCCCUGAGGGUCUCUCAGCAGAGGGAGGUCCUGCUGAAAGCCCCAGGUCUGUGGACUGUGAUACAGACAGACAAAACUACCUACAAGCCUGGGCAAACCGUGAAGUUUCGAAUUCUCCGUUUGGAGGAGGACUUCAUUCCCAGUGACAGAAAGCUUCCCUUGGUGACCGUGACUGAUUUCGGAGGGAGAACCAUCGCGUCAUGGCAGGAUGUGAGCCUGCAGCAGGGCAUUGCGGACCUGUCCCUCCCGCUGGCCCACUCAUCCCUUGGCAGUUACAUCAUCACGGUGGAACAGAAGACUCACAUCUUCUAUGUGGAGACAAACAGGCCACCCCACUUCCAAGUGCUUCUUCAGCUGCCGUCCUUUGUGAUGGUGACGGACGAGAUGAUCCCACUGCACGUCUGCGGGUGGUACCCAUCUGGGAAACCUUUCCGGGGCAGGGCUGAGGCCAGACUGUGCCAGUGGCACAACUAUUAUCUGAACGAACCUGGCAAAUGUGCUACAUUUGAGGCUGAGACAGGGAGGAAUGGCUGCUUCUCCACCCAGAUAUCCACGGCUUCUUUCAACCUGACCAGCCCCGACUAUGAGAGGCGGCUCUACGCCAAUGCAAUUCUGACAGAGCGGAGGACCGGGAAUUUGCAUAGCCUGACUAAAAGCUGUAACAUUCUGCCUGAAAUGCCCACAGCUGCAUUCAAGAACACCGAUGGUUUCUACAAGCAUGGGAUGCCCCCCACUGGCACGGGUGAUCUCAAGGAGGUGCCUCUGCCCUCAAAGCACGAAAGCCGAAAUGACAGUACCGUCCUGAAUUCCUCCUCUUCGGACAGCCAAAGUUUCUUGAAGAUCCACAGGAUGAAAAGGACGCCACCCUGCAGAAAGCCCCUGCGACUCCGGGUAGAUUACGUCCUCAACAAGGAGGCCCUGGGGACCGAGCUGCAGAGCGUGGAUGUGGUCUUCCUGGUCAUGGCCAGAGAUACCAUUGUCAGCCUCCUCAGGAAGGAGCUGACCUUGGAGGCAGGGCUGAGAGGCUCCUUCUCCCUGGAGCUGCCUGUUGGCCCCAGGCUGGUGCCCACGGCCAUGGUGCUGGGCUAUGUGAUGCUGCCUGGUGGCAACGUGGUGGGAGACUGGGCUGAGCUGCACAUCGCCAUGUGCUUCCCCAACCAGGUGAAGCUGUCCUUCCCGGAGCAGAAGGCUCUGGCAGGCUCGCAGGUCCGCCUGAAGGUGCAGGCUGCCCCAGGGUCCCUGUGUGCCAUCCACAUCAUGGAUCAGCCCACAUCGUACUAUGGUCUCAAGGCUGCCUAUGGCUCCAAAGUGGUCUAUAACUUACGCCCAUCUUCUGAAGACAGCUCUUAUUCUGAAUAUGGAGCAUUCUGUGUUGACCCUUAUUGGGGUAUGCAUCCAGUAAACGCUAUACCACUCAACCCAUAUGAUAUGACUUCCUUCGAAUACAAACGUCGGCGCGCUAGGCAGGCAGCAGAAUUUCUCAGAUUUCAAGACCCGUGUGACCCGGGAGUGCGUGCAGCUUUGAGAACUGUCACCAACACUGUCCUGAACAGCUCUAUGGCAUUCCAAACAGUGGCAGGGCUGGAGAAGGACAAAGAGGAAGAUGAGAGAGAGCCCCGACCCAGGCAGGACCAAGCACUGCAGAAGGAUUUUCCUGGGACGUGGCUGUGGGAGCUGGUCCCUGUGGGGGAGGAGGGCUCUGCAGAGGUGCCGGUGACAGUGCCCAACGCCAUCAUGGAGUGGACAGCCGGGAUGUUCUGCACGGCACCCACGGGCUUGGGGCUAGCCCCCACUGUCACCCUCUUGACCUUCAAGCCCUUCUUUGUGGAGCUGGUGCUGCCCUACGCCGUGACCCGGGGCAAAACCUUCACCCUGGCCGCCACCGUCUUCAGCUACCUGCGGCAGUCCCUGCGGGUUCGGGUGACGCUGGCAGAGUCGGCGGAGCUGGAGGUGUCAGCAAGAUGCAGAUGGUGCGGAGAGCAGCUGCAUCUCGGGGUUCAAAGCCAGGACCUUCCGGUGGGACGUGAAAGCCACCAGCCUGGGGAAGGUGAACGUCACCGUCACCGCCCAGGCGCUGCACUCUGAGGAGCUCUGCAACACCGAGGUACCCGUGGUGCCGGCGCAGGGGCAUGUGGACACCGUGACGAAGCUGCUGGCGGUGGAGGUAAACGCAGAGGCUUUAAAGCACAGAAGACCGAUGUGAAUGGAAAUUACAGCUGCCUGGCUCUUGUUCUGCUCCUGACCCCAUUGUACCCACCAGGCAGCUGAGGGCUUGAGCGUCUUCCCCCCCCUGCUUCAUCCCCUUCACCUGAGUGCAGCCUCCAGCACCGUGCUUCAGAUGAGGACUCUGUGACCCACCCGUGCCCCCCUCCCUCCCCAGCAGCCCUGCUGUCCCCCAUGCUUCAGGGGCUGGUGAGGACCCUCUGCUGUGCUGUCCACUGGGGAGGCAUGGUUUUCCAUGAGCUGAUUCUGGUACAAUUCCUUGGAGAAGGGAUCUGACAGCAUGGGCAGGGGAAGGGGCUGGGCAGGGAGAGGAGGUGCCCCGGACACAGCUCUGCCCCUGCUCCACCAGGCUGGAAAACAAAAAACCAACCAACCCACAACAACAACAACAACAAGGAAAACAGAAGCAGCAAAGUGUUUUUCUUGCAAGAAAGCUCAUUUUCUUCAGGCUCUUUCCCAGCAUCCCUAGCCAGAGCCAGCUUCAUGUCUUAAGUGCUGGCCCUUUGCAUACAGGUCUCAAUGACCCUGUCUUCCUUAAUGAUGUGUAAAGGGGGCUGUAGCUUUAUUUGCAUCCAAUCUUCACUUUGUUUUAACAAAUAAAAAGCUGAAAUGAAAACUGAAA
This is a messenger RNA of Anas platyrhynchos (mallard), 3300 nucleotides long. Its product is annotated as alpha-2-macroglobulin-like. Gene Ontology annotation, molecular function: endopeptidase inhibitor activity. The record is from RefSeq and is a predicted model, not a curated record. NCBI's taxonomy places the organism in Eukaryota, Metazoa, Chordata, Aves, Anseriformes, Anatidae.